This is a messenger RNA of Pseudomyrmex gracilis, 447 nucleotides long. RefSeq lists its product as uncharacterized. The transcript has 2 exons. The record is from RefSeq and is a predicted model, not a curated record. NCBI's taxonomy places the organism in Eukaryota, Metazoa, Arthropoda, Insecta, Hymenoptera, Formicidae. Bases 1 to 447 code for a protein of 148 amino acids.
AUGUCGUACAACGACUUCUCGGAACUGUGUCGCGCGUGCUGGCGGCGUAAGUAUGGUUUCGUUGUGAUAGACAAGGAGAGCUCAGAGUACAACGCGCGCAAGCAUCGCACCAUCGGCGCACGACCAAUCGACGUAAUGCCGGCUUCAAGCAAGAGACUCUUGCGCAAGGUGUACAGCAACGUCAAAAUCGCAGGAUCGGCGCGAUUCAGAGUAGGCAAUCCUGUGCGCGUGCAACAAACUUUACCAGCGACCUACCUGCUCGAGGAGUAUUGCGGUGAACCAAUAGCCGGCGGAUUUUAUGAGCACGAGUUGCACGCGGUUAAACAUCCGGAUGUGUAUCUCGUAGAAAAGAUUCUGCGUCGUCGAGGCAACGAGGUGUUGGUCAAGUGGUUGGGACUCAACAAUUCACACAAUUCCUGGAUAAAUAAGAACAAUGUGGUUUACUAA